Molecule: messenger RNA, 2425 nt
Organism: Astyanax mexicanus (Mexican tetra)
Lineage: Eukaryota; Metazoa; Chordata; Actinopteri; Characiformes; Acestrorhamphidae
Gene: sumo1
Product: small ubiquitin like modifier 1
Exons: 5
Coding region: 148-447 (99 amino acids)
Biological process (GO): protein sumoylation
Cellular component (GO): nucleus; PML body
Molecular function (GO): ubiquitin-like protein ligase binding; protein tag activity
Source: RefSeq, a predicted model, not a curated record
CCGCCCCUUGUUCCAGUGAGGUCAGCGCUGCUGUGUGUGUGUGAGAGGGAGAGUCUACGAGAGAGAAACAUAACCUACAUUACAGCCACACUCACCUACAUUUCUCACUAAAUCACUGUGGGAGAGGGUUAGGCGCUGAGGAGCAGCAUGUCGGACACGGAGACUAAGCCCUCAGGAGAUGGAGAGAAGAAGGACGGAGAAUAUAUUAAACUGAAAGUGAUUGGUCAGGACAACAGUGAAAUUCACUUCAAAGUGAAGAUGACGACGCAUUUAAAGAAACUGAAGGAAUCAUACAGUCAGAGACAGGGCGUUCCAAUGAAUUCUCUAAGGUUUCUUUUUGAAGGGCAGAGAAUCACAGAUAACCAGACUCCCAAAGAGCUGGGAAUGGAGGACGAGGACGUUAUUGAGGUGUACCAGGAACAGACCGGCGGCUAUUGGAACGACUAGACCUUUGCUCACACUUUCUUCUCUUUAAAUCUUAAUUUUGUAUGUAUGAUGUUUAUUUCUUCUGUUUCCUUUUGUGCUUCUCUCAGAGGGAAAUGGAAAAACCAUCUGGAUCAAAGAGAUACUCCGCUAGGGUUGCUGCAGUGAGGGAGUUAGAGGCAAAAAUAAUGCAAAAUGUAAUUUAGUGAGGAGGAAUGAGCAAAAUAUUCCUCUUUUCCGACCUCUCUCUCUUUGUCUGUCUGUCUUUCUUACUGACAAGAUAUGUGCGGCCUUUUGUUUUAAGUGACCGAUAAUGGAACUUGCAUUGUGCCCCAAAAACCUUCAGAGUAAAAUCUCUCUUACUUUCCAAUCAGUUCUGAUAUUUAACUGUGGAGCAUGUUGCCCAGUAACUCCAUUUAUUAUUGGCUCUGUGCUGCUUUGCUGGGGUUCAGAGUAAGAUAAGUUUUUGCAGCUUUGGAGUCCCUUACUGAUUGAUCAUGUUGGUUGACUAUUUAGCCAUUUAUAAAGGACAAAAUGUGUGUUUUUAGAUUUUGAUACCCUUAGGAUUUGAAAGGAUUUUCAUGUAACUGUAUUUCUGAUACUAGGAAGUGUGAGGUUUGCUUUCCAUGUAUGCAUAUAACAACUGUGUUGAGAUUUGCACACUGUGAACUGCACAACCCCCUGUGCUGUAAUGUGUCUGAGCAGUGGUUUCAGUUGCAUAUGUUUGUCUCAGUUAUGUUGAAAUAUUUCUCUGUGAAUAUUUUCCCCCUUGUUGAAAUGGAUGUGCUCAAUUUUAUAUAUCCGUUCCUCUAUUUACCUCCAGUUACACAGAAGCCCUGUUUAGCUUAUGAUUCCCCUGCUCCCAGCUUAUUUAUCAAUGUUAGAACGAUCUUUGAUCAGCACUCAGGGGCAAUGCUUAUCUACACAAUAAAUACAGUGAUCGCACACGGUGAAGACCUUACAACACAUUUAGCUCUUUUUUUCUGUUUAAAUGAUUGAUCUCUCCAGUGUUAGAUGCUGGUCUUUGCCAGUUCCCACAGUCUUUCUGAAUCUUCCCGAAUCUGCUGUGUUUUAUCCGGCAGUGAGAAGUCCAAGGCGUGCAUUCUCUCAGACAGUGUUUCUCAAACUUUUUAGACCACAUGCUGCUCAUAAUCAAGCUAAAACAUUCAAGUACCACCUACACUAAUAAAAGUUUAAGUUCCUUUACGAAAUUAAAUGGAUUCUUCAAUGUAAAACUUUAGCUGGUUUGUGGCUUCUUUAAGAAGGCUUAAGGUGCUUAAAGUAAAGGUUCCUCAAAGUACCAUAAGUAGUUUUAUCACAGUUUCACGUUGAAGAGUCCAUAAAAGUUCAUCAAGCGGGAACUUAUACUUUUAACAGUAUAUCUUUGGGAAUUGUGGAGUUCCUCAAGGGUUCUAUUGUAGGACCCACAAAACUGCUGUGUGGGCUUACAAAAAGACUUGAGUGGGAACACGUGAACAAACCUAAAGAUAAAUUAUACAAUUUACAGGUGAAAUCAUUAUAGAUUUUGGUGUUUUUUAAUGUACCAAUCAAAUUUUAUCUGGUGUACCACCCUGUGAUACCUCAUUUUACUACAGUUUGAGAACCACUGCUCUUAGACAUGAAGAGAUGGCCACUGCUUCUUUUCUACCACUAAAUCUAGAUUGCAGGGCAGCUGUGCAGCAUAGAGAGCAGUGAUUGCCCACUGUGCCCUGGUAGACACCUACGAUUGGUUGAUUGCAGAAUGGACUAAGGCACUUGUCCCACUCAAGAGAGCAGCAGGGCUUAUUGCACUCUCUCGGAUGGAUGGAUAGCUGGUAUCGGUUGCACCACCCAGGAGACAACUUUUCUUUCUUUUUUCUUUUUUUUUUUUUUUUUUUUGUCUUUGUUUUUCCAAGUUCUGUUAAAUAUGGGGAGGGAAUUUUGGUCCAGAUGGUUUGUGGACAUAGAAAGAUUAUUAUUUUUCUUUUGUCUUGUUUUUUAAAUAAAAUGUGUCAUAAAAUAA